Molecule: messenger RNA, 6519 nt
Organism: Closterium sp. Yama58-4
Lineage: Eukaryota; Viridiplantae; Streptophyta; Zygnematophyceae; Desmidiales; Closteriaceae
Source: the annotation of a GenBank genome assembly
AUGUGCUCUGACUCGCUUGACUGUCUCCUUGGCUUCGGUUCAGACAUGUUCUCUUCGCCAACCGAACAAUUUUCCCCGCUCGUCGCCUCUCUCCUUGACGAAAUAAUAAUCGCGGUGCUUCUUACCGCAGAUGGCGGAUUCCGCGUGGCGCAGUGCAGCUCCGCGUUAGUGAAUUUCUUAGGUCUUAGGUCUUCGGAGGACGUAUUAAGGAGACCAAUCAAGGAGCUUGUUCACGCGGAGGACGUGGAUGCACUCGAGGCGCUCCUUGCAAAUUACGUCAGCUCCAAACCCCAAGGGCCCUGCGACAAACGACUGGACGUGCGACUGUCGCCAAGCGUUGACGAAAGCGAUGCGUCAAGCCGGCGACGAACCUCAGGAACCGCUGGCGGCUGCAGCUGGUUUGAAGUCGCAGUAUCCCUAGCUAACCCUCUAGGAGCGAACCGCGAUCCGCUGCUUCUUUGCGUGUUCUAUGACGUGUCGGCGCGGCGCGGGAGCGCGGAGUACAUAGUUCGCCAGCUGCAGGAGUGCGUGCAGCUCGCUAAGAGCGCGCCGCCCCCUCGGAAGGGCGCUGAGGCGGACCAAGGGGAUGGCGCGCCGGUAGACGCGACGCGGGAAGGCACAGGAGAAGGCGCGUUAGCGGAGCUGGGGGAGGAAUUUAAGGGAGCGGAUGCAAAAAGCGAGUCUGGAAUUGGAAGAGACAGGGCAGUCGCAGCGGGGGGAGAAACGGUAGGAGCAGGAGGAGGAGCAGCAGGAGGAGCAGCAGGAGGAGCAGCACACCGGGGGGAGGAGGGUGAUGGAAGAGGGGGAGAGACAGAUGGACGCGGGGGAAGACAGGGGGAAGAGGGGAGAGAGGAGGGAGGUGAAGAAAUGAAAGAGGACAAAGGGAAAGGGGAGGUAGGCUUGUGGAAGGAUGAUGACGCGGCGACGAGUGGAGUGGUGAGGGAGAUAUCGGCGCUGAUCGACCAGGUCAAGACGCUGCUGGUUCACAGCCGCAAGAACUCCCGAUUCCAGGCCAUCUUUGAAAUGUCCCUGGACCCAGUGUUCACGGUAUCCCAGGAGUUCAAGCUGGUGGACUGCAACGAGGCGGCGGUGCGAUACAUGAAGUACCGCGACCGCGAGGAGAUGCUGCAGCGCUUCGACCUCAUGAAGCUCUCCCCCGAGUUCCAGCCCGACGGCCGCCGCUCCAUCGACGUGCAGAUGGAGAACCAUGCGCGCAUGCUGCGAGGCGAGGUGGUGAUAUUCGAGUGGCAGACGCUGGCGUCCGAUGGCGAGCCGUUCAUGGUGCUUGUUACUGUCAGGGAGAUAGUGAUUGACGGGGAGAAGCACCUGCUGUCCAUCUGGCAUGACCUGUCUGAGAUGAAGCGCAAGGAGGAGGAGCUCAAGGCGGCGAAAGAAGCAGCAGAAGCGGCAAAUGAAGCCAAGAACCGGUUCCUGGCGAACAUGAGCCAUGAGCUGCGCACCCCCAUGAAUGGCGUCAUCGGCGUCGCCGAGCUGCUCCUCCGCACGCCCCUCACGGACGAGCAGCGCAUGUACCUCGACGUCAUCUGCUCCUCCGGCAACGCGCUCAUGCAUAUCAUAUCCGAUGUCCUCGAUAUCACCAAAAUCGAGACGCAUUCUCUGGUGGUAGACGCAUACCCGUUUGAUCUGCACGCGACGAUAGAGCAGGCGUUGAGUGCGAUAAGGGUUGCGGCGAAUAGCAAGGGACUGGGGCUGCAUGUGAGCGUGUGCGAGCAGCUGCCUGUGAUGGUGAUAGGGGAUCAGUUCCGCGUGAGGCAGAUUCUCCUCAACCUGCUCUCCAACGCCAUCAAGUUCACUGACAGGGGCGAGGUGAGGGUGACAGUGUCUCUUUGCGACCCACCGCCACAAGAUGAGAGCACGAGGCAAGGGGUGCCAAGGGAGGGGCAGCUGGGCAAGCGGAUACUGGACGACGCGCAUGGCCAUGGAAGCUUUGCAGAGAAAGAAACGGACGGGCUUGAGAACGAAGGGCAGUGCAAUGAAGGGGAGGGCAAUGAAGGUGGGAAGCAGGCGAAGGGGGAGCAGGCGAGCGAGGAGCAGGCGCCCUCAUACCAAACUGGGGAGGCGAUGGCGCGGCUGUUCACGCCGUUCCGGCAGGUGGACGACUCGUCGUGCCGCAAGCACGGCGGCACAGGCCUGGGUCUCUCCAUCUGUCGCUCGCUCGCAACGCUCAUGGGGGGAUGCAUCUCCGUCGCCUCCUCCCCCCGCCACGGCUCCACCUUCUCCCUCUCCCUCCCUUUCAUCCGCUCCCGCACGUGGGACGUGCAUGUGAGGAGGGAAGAGAGGGGGGGUGCCAUGUGUCCCUUAUCCUGCCUGCCUCCCUUCUGGCACGUGCAACAGCAACAGCAAGUGGAGGAGGAGAUGGGGCAGCAGCAGGAACAGCAGCAGCAGCAGCAGCAGCGGCAGCGGCAGCGGCAGUUGGAGGAGGAAAGUGAGCAACAGGGAGGAAUGCAGGGAGAGGACGAGCGGGGCGGAGAACAAGAGCGGUUGGGUAGUGGAAAAGGUUUUGCAAGUGCAGGAGACGGCCUUCGGAUUUCGGAAGACAGGGAAGAAGGUACAGCGACGGAAGAAGGGAGGGGGAGGUGGUGGGGUGGAGAAGGGGACAAGGGGCGGGAAUAUGCCCCUGGGGAAAGCUUGGGGAGUUUAGAGGGAGGGAUCAAUGAAAGGAGGACUGAGAGGGGAGGACGUGAAGCUGAAGAGGAUAAGAAGAGGUUUGAAGGAGCUUUGGAGGUGGGAGCAGGGAUGGACAUGAGAGGAGAGGGGAAUGCGAAUAUGGAGACACGGGGCAAUAGGGUGGGAGGAGGGUCCGCGAUGGAAUGGGGAUGUAGUUUGGAUGCUCCAACAGUGUUAGAAGCUGGAGAAGCAUCUGCCGGAGAUGCAGCAGCAACAGCAGCAGCAGCAGCAGCAUCGGGGGGAGCAGCAGGAGGAGUGGCAGGAGCAGGAGCACCGGCAGCAGCAGGCGAGGUGGUGGCAGUGAGUGCCGGGAGAAGAGGUGGUGGAGUGCGGUUGAAGAGACCAAGGGAAGGGCGGCAAUUUGAGAAGGUACGGGAGGAAGGAGAGUCAAAGGGGGGAAGAGAAAGGAUGCAUAAAGAGGAGGAUGAGGAGGGUGGUGAGGAUGAGAGCACUGGCAGUGACGAGGAGGGUGAGGAGCGGGACGAGGGGCAGGACGAGGAGAACCUAAGGUUUGCCUUGAACUCUAGACCAGGCCGGGAGCGGGCUUGUGGAGUAAAGGGAAGUGUUCAAGGCACUUUGUCCCAAGGCACAACACAGGGGAAAGGGGGGAUGAACGGAGCGGCAGUGAGGGGCGGCAGGAAGGCAGGGGACUCAGGGGCGGCAGGGGGAGCAGGGGCGGCAGGGGGAGCAGGGGCGGCAGGGGGAGCAGGGGCGGCAGGGGCGGCAGGGGGAGCAGGGGCGGCAGGGGCGGCAGGGGGAGCAGGGGAAGGCAGAGAAGAGCGGGAGGAAGGGGGGUUUGCGGGGCUGCGGUGCCUGGUGGUGGAGGACAACGCGGUGAAUCGCAUGGUGGUGGUGAGGCUGCUGAGGAGCCUCAAGGUGGCGUGCGAUGUGGCUGAGGAUGGGCACAAGGCCGUGCAGGCAUGUGCGCGGUGCUGCUACGACAUCAUAUUUAUGGACUGCCACAUGCCAGUCAUGGACGGGUUUGAAGCCACAGAAAGGAUACGCGAGCUGCAAACAGAAGCAGAAAAUGGUGGUGGUGGUGAUGGUUUCCGCAUCGCGCACUGCAGCCAUGCGUUGAUGAGGAUUCUCGGAGAGAAGCCUGACGUUAUUGUAGGGAAGCGGAUAGCCGACCUUCUACAGUCAGAAGAUGCAAGAGCCGUUGAGCCAAUCAUGGCCGAAUUCGCUCGAGCCAGUUCACCCGCUCAGCGGAAACGUCUCGACGUGCGACUGCGAGUCAACGACGAACGACACUGCGACAAAACCGUCGCGAACGCGAACGCGAAUAGCUCGCAGGCUUCGCGUUGGGCAUGGUUCGAGAUGUCGCUCGUGACGAGAGUCGUCGCCGGCGAUCCGUUUCGCAGAGCAGGCGACUGUCGCAGCAAGGAAGGCGAUGCUCGCGACAGAGCAGGUCUGCUGACGGAGCACGCAGAACGGCCGGCUGCAUCCUCCGCUGCAGAGGUCCCAGACGGCAGCAGCGGUAGCGGCGGUAGCGGCGAGGGAGCGACGGCACGGCCGCAGGCGAAAGCGUGCAUUCUCGCGACGUUCCACGAGAUCUCCGCGCGGCGAGCGAGCAUGGACGUGCUGGUGCGCGAGCUGCGGCGGACGGCCGACAUGGCCGUGCGCGUGGCGGGCGGAGGAGACGGCGACGCGCCGCACAGCCCUCGCGGCGACGACCGACAGACGCGGCGACAGCCCGCUGACGCCGCGCACAGCCCCCGUCGCAGCGACGACCUGCGGAACCCUAGCGCUGUCGUUGAUGGCUCGCAGAGAGAGAGCGGUGGUGCCGCGCGCAGCCCCCCUGAUUCCCUCGCCGUGGGCGGAUCUUACGCUGACAGGUCAUACGACGCUGGGGGGAACGCUGCCCACGCUGCGACUGCUGACGAGGGGUUGAUGGUGGCGAAGGCGAUGGCGGUGUUGGGGAGGGUGAAGGAGCUGGUGAAGGCGAGCCAGAAGAACUCCGUCUUCCGCACCAUCUUCGAGAUGUCCCUUGAUCCCAUGUUCAUAGUAUCCCGUGAGUUCCGCAUAAUGGACUGCAACGACGCAGCCGUGCGCCACAUGCGCUUCUCCUCCAAGGCCGAGGCCAUCGCCCGCUUCGACGCCGUCAACGGCGCGCCCGAGUUCCAAGCUGACGGCCGCCGCUCCGCUGACGUGGCAGCCGCCAACGUGCCGCGCAUGCUGCGCGGCGAGACGGUCGUCAUGGAGUGGCGACACCUGGCAGCGGACGGCACGCCGUUCGACGUGCUGUUGAAUGUGCGGGAGAUCGUGGUGGACGGGCAGCGAUGCAUGCUGUCAGUGUGGCACGACCUGUCUGAGAUGAAGCGCAAGGAGGAGGAGCUCAAGGCGGCCAAGGAGGCGGCAGAAGCGGCAAACGAAGCGAAGAACCGGUUCCUGGCGAACAUGAGCCAUGAGCUGCGCACCCCCAUGAAUGGCGUCAUCGGCGUCGCCGAGCUGCUCCUCCGCACGCCCCUCACGGACGAGCAGCGCAUGUACCUCGACGUCAUCUGCUCCUCCGGCAACGCGCUCACCCACAUCAUCUCAGACGUUCUUGAUAUCACCAAGAUUGAAUCGCACUCUCUCGCGCUCGAAUCCUACCCGUUCGACCUUCGGGAAACAGUAGUGGAUUCUCUAGAUGCGGUGAGAUCUGCUGCGAGCAGGAAGGGUUUGCAGGUGACGAGCAGCGUGUGUGAGCAGCUUCCAGAGGCGGUGAUAGGGGACCAGUUCCGCGUGCGGCAGAUUGUGCUCAACCUGCUGUCGAAUGCCAUUAAGUUCACUGAUGCUGGCACUGUGGGGAUUGCCGUUACCACCAGUGCGGAGCGGCCAGUGCUGCAGCAGGGGAAAAUGGAGGGGGGAUGUGCAGGGUGGGUGUGCGGUGGUGGAUGGGAGCGAGAGGAGGUGCGGGAGUUGGAGAAGAGUGACGGUGGGGUUCUAGGCAAGAGGGUGAGGGAGGAUGAAAUUGUGGGUCUACUAGAAGCUGGGCCAGAGGCUAAAGAGUCUUCAGCAGUUUCCUUGAGCUCUGCAAAGCGGCUUCGCACGGAUCAGUUGGGAGGGGAGGCGGGCGAUGAGCAACAGCAGCAGGCGCAGCAGCAGGAGGGGACUGUUGUGAGGGCAGCAGGAGAAGGCAGUGCGGCGUCAGCAGCAGCGCCAGUGUGGGUGCGGAUAGACGUUACAGACACGGGCGUGGGCAUCUCAGGGGAGGCGAUGGCGCGGCUGUUCACGCCGUUCCGGCAGGUGGACGACUCGUCGUGCCGCAAGCACGGCGGCACGGGCCUGGGUCUCUCCAUCUGUCGCUCGCUCGCGGCGCUCAUGGGGGGAUGCAUCUCCGUCGCCUCCUCCCCCCGCCACGGCUCCACCUUCUCCGUGUGCCUUCCGCUGCAACCCACCAGGCAGUGCCCCUCUCGCCCACACUACCUGCUGAGGAACCUGCGAGUCUCGUGUGACGUGGCAGAGAAUGGGCACAAGGCCGUGGAGGCCUGCCGCUCCACCAACUACCACGUCAUCUUCAUGGACUGCCACAUGCCAGUCAUGGACGGGUUUGAAGCCACCACCCGCAUUCGCAGCCUUCAGGGUUUUGAUUCCCCUUCAAAUGGACAGCCUGGUUGCUGUUCUGCUGAUGUGAGGAAGGGGCAACAGCAGCAGCGGUGCUCAACAGAUUGCCAUCAGCAGGCGCUGCAGCGGUCUGUUAUUUAUGCAUUAACUGCGAGCGUCUUGAAGCAUGAGAGGGACAAGUGCGCACUCGUGGGGAUGGAUGGGUUCCUGGCGAAGCCGAUACGCAUGAAAGACCUGCAGCAGGUGCUGAGCCAAGUGCUGGCUAAGCCUCAGAUUAACAACUAA